GGCCGGCGGCGGGGGAUGGCGUCCCCCGCCCGGUGCGGGGCUGCAGUUGUGGAGGAGCGGCGGCACCAUGCGGGCGGCCGCCGGGGACGUGGUGGGCAUCCUCUGCUUGGUUUCUGUGGCGGCCACGCUGGAUUUCAAGUACCACCACGCCGAGGAGCUGGAGAAGUACCUGAAGGGGGUUCACGCCGAGUACCCCUCCCUCACCCACUUGCACAGCAUCGGGCGAUCGGUGGAAGGUAGAGACCUGUGGGUUCUUGUUCUGGGAAGGUUUCCAACCCAUCAUAAGAUUGGCAUUCCAGAGUUCAAGUAUGUUGCUAAUAUGCAUGGGGAUGAGACCGUUGGGAGAGAAAUCCUGCUCCAUUUGAUAGACUUCCUGGUGACCAGCUAUAGACAUGACCCAGUUAUUACCCGGUUACUCAAUAAUACCCGGAUUCAUAUCAUGCCAACAAUGAAUCCUGAUGGAUUUGAAGCUACAGAAGUGCCUGAUUGUUAUUACACACGAGGAAGGUACAACAAGAAUGGAGAAGAUCUGAACAGAAAUUUUCCUGAUGCCUUUGAAAAUAACAACGCUAGCAUUCAGCCAGAGACUCAAGCAGUAAUGAACUGGAUAAAAAAUGAAACGUUUGUUCUUUCAGCAAACUUGCAUGGGGGUGCCCUGGUUGCCAGUUACACCUUUGAUAAUGGUAACUCAGUUACUGGCUCUUCGAAAGGCUAUAGCAGAUCUCCAGAUGAUGAUGUCUUUAUUCACCUGGCAAAAACCUAUUCUUCCAACCAUGCCAGCAUGUACAAAGGGACUGGCUGUGACAAGAGACAAACCUUUCCAGAAGGCAUUACCAAUGGAUACUCUUGGUACCAGUUGGAAGGUGGAAUGCAAGAUUACAACUACGUCUGGGGACAAUGUUUUGAAAUUACAUUGGAGCUGUCAUGCUGUAAAUAUCCUCCAGCAGACCAGCUGGAAAAGUUCUGGAGAGACAACAAAGUUGCUCUGAUUGAAUAUAUAAAACAAGUACACCUAGGUGUCAAGGGUCAAGUUACUGAUAAGAAUGGGAAUCCUAUUCCCGAUGCCAUCGUGGAAGCCAAAGGAAGGCCUCAUAUCUGCCCCUACAGAACAAAUGAACAAGGGGAGUACUAUCUUCUCCUUUUGCCUGGGACAUAUGUGAUCAAUGCUACUGUACCAGGAUUUAAAUCGAUGCUGAAGACAGUGGAAAUACCUGACAACACUGGUAACUUCAGUGCUUUAAAACAGGACUUCUCUUUCUCAGAGGUCUCUAUCAGACCAAGAGUUGCUUCAUGUCCCAAAAUUCCACUGUACCAGGAGCUCACACGGGCUUCAGCUGCAGUAAAACCAACCCUACAUGUCUUGAUUUUAAUGACUGCUCUGCUUGUAAUUUUAAAAUAAAGUCAGGAAUGAGAUGUUAUGGCCAGGCAAAAUCCACCUGCACAAAUGUGGCUUUGUAUAUGCAAAAGAAUGUCUGUUUUUAUAAACCAAAUUCUCGGAUUCACAAUCAUGUUCACUGUAUUUUGUAAAAUACUGGGUUGACAAUCAAAUGUUUGACUAUAUUUUUAAUUGUAAUAGACUAUCAUAUUUUUCUAUGUAAGUAUUUUACUCUGAAGAAAUUUUGUACAGCCGAUGGAGAUAACUGUAGAAUUUCAACACAGAAAGUACAAACACAUUCUCAAGACUUUGCCUGAAUUCAAAAAAAA
Molecule: messenger RNA, 1704 nt
Organism: Chiroxiphia lanceolata (lance-tailed manakin)
Lineage: Eukaryota; Metazoa; Chordata; Aves; Passeriformes; Pipridae
Gene: CPM
Product: carboxypeptidase M
Exons: 9
Coding region: 68-1399 (443 amino acids)
Biological process (GO): proteolysis
Cellular component (GO): cell surface
Molecular function (GO): zinc ion binding; metallocarboxypeptidase activity
Source: RefSeq, a predicted model, not a curated record